Dipodomys spectabilis (banner-tailed kangaroo rat) is the source of this 3238-nucleotide messenger RNA. RefSeq names its product zinc finger protein 875 (gene Znf875). The coding region runs from base 507 to 2468 and encodes 653 amino acids. The transcript has 4 exons. Gene Ontology annotation, molecular function: DNA-binding transcription repressor activity, RNA polymerase II-specific; RNA polymerase II cis-regulatory region sequence-specific DNA binding; DNA-binding transcription activator activity, RNA polymerase II-specific. Gene Ontology annotation, biological process: negative regulation of transcription by RNA polymerase II. Gene Ontology annotation, cellular component: nucleus. NCBI's taxonomy places the organism in Eukaryota, Metazoa, Chordata, Mammalia, Rodentia, Heteromyidae. The record is from RefSeq and is a predicted model, not a curated record.
UCUGGCCUCGGCACGCACGUGUUUCUCGCAGCUCUGCGCUUGGUUACCGGAGCUUCCUCCUCAGGAUCCGCCACGUUCUCCAGGCUUUCCGUGAGUGCCCCUCCACCCACUGUCAGAACGACCCUCUCUUUGUCCCCGUCUGCCUCUGCGGGCGUUUUACUGCCUCCUAGCUCGGAGUUCUGCGAGACACCCAUACCAGGCCACGUUUCCUUUCCUCUGGCUGCUGAGGUUCGGGACUUGCUGGGGGACUCUGGACUCAUGGGCCAGAGUUUGGAGCUGAGCCUUGAAGAUGUUGGCUCACCCUGGACCUCUUUUACCCAUCUCGGAAUGGAAAGUGGACUGCGCUGGUGAUUUCUGUGACAUCCCGGACCCCUUAGUGGUGGAGCUCUGGUGCAGAUCUCCUUAUCCGCGCUUGGGGCGGGAGUUCCCCCCCACCCACGCAGCUUCUCCACAUCCUUAUUGGAUCUGUCUCCUUCUCCAAGAAGAGCACCCAGAAGAGCCGCAAAAUGGCCACGGGGCUCCCAAGAGCCACAAAAGAGGAUUCUGUGGCCUUCAGUGAUGUGGUCGUGGCUUUCACCCCAGAAGAGUGGAGGUUGUUGAGCCCAGCUCAGAGAACCCUGCACAAGGAGGUUAUGCUGGAGACCUAUAAUCACCUCAUCUCAUUGGAAAUUCUACUCUCCAAGUCAAAACUCAUUAGUAACAUGGAGCAAGUGGAAGAGCCUGGGAGAGGAGACAGAAAAUAUUCCCCAGAGAGCUGUCCAGCAGGAUCAAUGCCAGAAACUCAGCGUUGUACUUCCUGCCCUCUCCUAUUCUCCAGUCAACAAGCCCUCAGCCAACAUAUGUGGCAGAGUCCUCUCCCUCAGCUCUUCCCAAGUCUAUGUGCAGGAACUCACCGCUUUCCAUGGAAACAUUAUCUAGAAGAUCUGAAACAAUGGCAGGAACAAUUCUUUGAUCAAGAUGGCUUGAGAAACAAAGCAGAAACUCAAGAGCAAGAACAAGAGUCCAGGCUCCUGUUUGGGAGCCUCAGCAGAAGUGACUCUUCAAAGCCUAUCUCCACUCUACCUGAAGAAUAUCUAAUAAGGCCCAAGGAAGAUGUCCCGAUGAUGGAUACAAGUUCCAGUCUAGAACAGAAGGUGGACCUUGAGGAAACGGCCACCAAAUUAUUUCAUGGUUUAACUGUCUCACAGUUUGGAGUGCUCAAAUAUGAAAAUCUUGGACCAAGAUUCAUGAAGGAGUCUAAUCUACCUAGCCCCCAGAAGACACACCCAAGAGAGACAUCGUUCAUAGUUACCAAGUGGGGCCAGAGCCUUAGCAGACUGCCAGUCCUCAUGAAAAACCCAAAGACACAUGUUGGGGACAAGCCUUUUUUGUGCCAAGAAUGUGGGCGAGGCUUUACCUGGAAAUCAAACCUCAUCACACACCAGAGGAUGCACUCUGGGGAAAAACCUUUCGUGUGCAAGGAUUGUGGCCGAGGCUUUACUUGGAAAUCAAACCUCUUCACACAUCAGCGGAUACACUCAGGGGUCAAGCCUUACAUGUGCCAAGAAUGUGGACAGAGCUUCAGUCUGAAAUCCAACCUCAUCACCCACCAGAGGUCACACACCGGGGAGAAGCCAUAUGUGUGCAAGGAAUGUGGGAGUGGCUUUCGUCAGCAUUCACAUCUCGUCCGACAUAAAAGGACACAUUCAGGAGAGAAGCCUUUUGUCUGCAGAGAGUGCCAGCAAAGGUUUAGCCAAAAGUCACACCUUGUCAGACACUUGAGGACACAUACAGGAGAGAAACCUUACAUAUGCACUGAAUGUGGGCGUGGCUUUAGCUGGAAGUCCAACCUCCUCACACACCAGAGGACUCACUCCGGGGUCAAGCCUUACGUGUGUCUAGAGUGUGGCCAGAGCUUCAGCCUGAAAUCCAACCUCUCUAAGCACCAGAAGGCACAUGCUGGGGAGAAGCCCUUUGGGUGCACAGAGUGUGGACGCAGCUUUACUCGGAAAUCCUCGCUUGUCACACACCAGAAGAAACACUCAGGGGAGAAGCUAUUUGUAUGCCGGGAGUGUAAGCGAAGCUUUAAUGAUAAAUUGACUCUCCACACACACCAGAGGAUACAUUCGGGGGAAAAGCCUUUCAUGUGCAGGGAGUGUGGUCAAAGAUUUCGGCAAAAGCCUAACCUAUUUCGACACAAGAGGGCACACUCAGGUGAUUCAGUGUGCAGGGAGUGUGGGCAAGGCUUUUGUGAUAAGCUCACUCUCAUUAAACAUGAGAGGGCACACUCGGGGAACAAGGUGCACAUGUGUAGGGAGUGUGGGCAAGGCUUUAGCCGGCAGUCACACCUCCUUAGACACCAGAGGACACACUCGGGAGAGAAGCCUUAUAUUUGCAGGAAAUGUGCUCGGGCCUUCAGUAGGAAAUCGAAUCUCCUCAGGCAUCAGAGGACACACAAUAUAGAUACCAUCUGUGUGCAAGGAAUAUAGCAAAGAGUCAAAAUUACAGUGGGGAGUCAGCAUCAGAUACCAAAACACACACACAGGGCAAUGGUUUUAGUAAUAGCCAAUAGGAUUGUGGUGUGUCUUACACUAUCUGGAUAAGACUUAUAUGGCUGUCCCCUGAAGGAAACUUUCUACCCAUGUUCAAGGAGCCCUGGCCUUCUAUCCUGGAGAUGGCGUUUUGUGGAGGACUUUUAAACAGGAUGAAAUUAGGGAAUGGAGAUUUCCCAGAUCAUUUUCUCAGAUCACAUGAAUACUCUUUCCGCAAACUACCUUCAGUAUUACAAAAAACGAUACAAUACUACAGCUUGUCUUCGAUUGUCUGUCUUGCCUUGCAGCUGAGAACAAGAGACCAAGCAGGCUCUGUGACAGAUUUCAUCUUUGUUCUUUAGCCUGGUCAGCCUUGUAGAGUUUGGGGAAUGAUGAAUUUACAUAGACAGACCUACAGGGACCCAAGAUUUUAUUGUUUGACAGGCUGCAGAUAUUCUAGCUGUAGGUUUUGGGAAGAAGUGUCCAAUUUUUAAAUAUCCUGCCCUUGCCUGCUUCCUAAGACUUCCUCUGGCUCCAGGUUAGUUCACACAAAGAUACUUAUUUGUCGACUGAGGUAUUUAGGUAAUACAUGAUACUACAAUGAAGAAAAUAUACAGAAGUAGGAAAUGAAAUUGUUUUCUCUUCUUUGAAUUAGCAUAUAGUAUCCCUUAAGUGACUCAUGGAUUUAAGACUUGCCAACUGUUGUAAAAUGUACCAGUUUUCUGGUU